CCCACCAACACCCCCUCACCCAGACCACCCCCCCCCCCACCCCCCCCCACCCCCCCCCCCCCACGCCCCCCACCCCCCCACCCCCCCCCACCUCCGCCCCCCCCCCCAACCCCCCCACCCCCCCCCCCCCCCCCCCCAUCCCCCCCCGCCCCCACCCCCCCCCCACCCCCACCCCAACCCCCCCCAAACCCCCCCCGCCCCCCACCCCACCCCCCACCCCCGCCCCCCCCCCCCCCCCGCACCCACCCACCACCCCAACCCCCCCCCAACACAACACCCCCACCACCCACACACCCCCCCCCCCCCCCCACCACCCCACCCCACCCAACCCCCCCCCACCCCCCCCCCCCCCCCCCCCCCCACCCCCCCCCCCCCUCUCCCCCCCCCACCACCCCCCCCCCACCCCCACCCCCCCACACCCCACCGCCCCCAAACCCCCCUCUCCCCUCUCCAAACCCAACACAACCCCCCCCCCACCCCCCACCCCCACCACCCCCCCCCACACCCCCCCCCCCCCCACCCUCCAAACCCCCCCCCCCCCCCCACAACCCCCCCCCCCCCCCCAAUCCCCCCCCCCCCCAGCACCCCCCCCCCCCGCCCACGCCCCCCCCGCCAACCACCCCACCCCCACCCACACCCCCAACCCCCCCACCCCCCCCCCCGCCCCUCCCCCCCCCCCCCCGCCCCCCCAACCCCCCCCCACCCCCACCCCCCCCUCCCCACCCCCCCCCAACCUCUAACCACCCCCCCCCCCCACCCACACAACCCACCCACCCACCCCCCCCCCCACCCCCCUCUCCCCCCCCCCCCAAGGACCCCCCCCCCCCCCCCCCCCCCAAACACACCCACACCCCCACCCCACCCCCCCCCCCACCACCCCCACCCCCCCCCCCCACCACACCCCCCAACACCCACCCACCAACACCCCCCCCCCCCAACCCCACCCCACCCCCACCCCCCGCCCCCCCCCCCCCCCCCCCCCCCCCCCCACACCCCCCCAACCCACAACCCCCACCACCCACGCCCCCCCCACCCACCCCAUCGUCCCCCACCCCAGCCCCCCAACCCCCCCCCCCCCCCCCCCAACCCCCCCCCCCCCCCCGCCAACACACCCAGCCCCACCCCCCACCCCCACCACCCCCACCACCCCCCCCACCCACCCCCCCCCCCCAAGCCACCCCCACCACCCCCCCUUCCCCCCCCACCCCAACCCCCUCCCCCCCCCCCCCCCCCCCCCGCCCACCCCCCCCCCCCCCCCCACCCCCCGAC
Messenger RNA from Sceloporus undulatus (fence lizard), 1269 nucleotides. RefSeq names its product basic proline-rich protein-like. Lineage: Eukaryota; Metazoa; Chordata; Lepidosauria; Squamata; Phrynosomatidae. The annotation marks the transcript as partial. The transcript is spliced from 8 exons. The record is from RefSeq and is a predicted model, not a curated record.